Sinocyclocheilus grahami is the source of this 1556-nucleotide messenger RNA. RefSeq names its product gastrula zinc finger protein XlCGF8.2DB-like. NCBI's taxonomy places the organism in Eukaryota, Metazoa, Chordata, Actinopteri, Cypriniformes, Cyprinidae. The record is from RefSeq and is a predicted model, not a curated record. Gene Ontology annotation, biological process: regulation of transcription by RNA polymerase II. Gene Ontology annotation, molecular function: DNA-binding transcription factor activity, RNA polymerase II-specific; RNA polymerase II cis-regulatory region sequence-specific DNA binding. Bases 132 to 1046 code for a protein of 304 amino acids. The transcript is spliced from 2 exons.
AACUGCAGGGUAUUUGCUGAAGAACGCGACACGAGUGUCCUGAUUAAAGAGCUGUUGUUUGACAUGGAGACGUGUUGAGAUCACAUGACCAGACUAAUACUGAUGCCGCCUUCAGCCGGAUCCUGGAUCUGAUGGCAAUAAAAGAAGAGAGUCAAGAACUGAAAGAAACAGAAGAGAAAGAUCAAAAUGAGAGACAUGAUUUCUUUGUUGUAGAAAAAUCCAUACCGACUGAAACCAAUUCAGUUCAGAAGACCAAACCUCCCAGUUACUUAACUUGCCAUGAAUGUGGAAAGUGUUUCACAUUAAAAGUAAACCUUAAUGAACACAUGAAAAUUCACACUAGAGAGAAGCCGUUCACAUGCCAGCACUGUGGAAAGAGUUUCACACUAAAAGGAAGCCUUAAUGAACAUGUAAUCAUUCACACUGGAGAGAAGCCGUUCAUAUGUGAUCACUGUGGAAAGUGUUUCACUAAAAAAGGAAAUCUUAAUAAACAUAUAACCAUUCACACUGGAGGGAAACCGUUCACAUGUGAUCAGUGUGGAAAGAGUUUCAGAUAUAAAGAAAUUCUUAGUUCCCACAUGAGAGUUCACACCGGAGAGAAGCCGUUCACUUGUGAUCAGUGUGGAAAGCGUUUCGCUAAAAAAGCAAACCUUAAACAACACAUGAGAGUUCACACCGGAGAGAAGCCGUUCGCAUGUCAACACUGCGGAGAGAGUUUCGAUACAAAAGGAACAUUUAAUCAACACAUAACCAUUCAUUCAGGGAAGCCAUGCACAUGUGAUCAGUGUGAAAGGAGUUACAAAUAUGCAGAAAGCCUCAAGUCCCGCAUGAGAGUUCACACUGGAGAGAAGAGUGAACAUUCAAGCGAGAAGGGUUUUGUGUGUCAUCAGUGUGGAGAGAGUUUCAGCUGUAAAGUAAGCCUCUACACUCAUGUGAGACUUCAUACUACAGAGAAGGCUUUCACCUGCAAACUGUGUGGGGAUAGCUUUUUACAAAAUGGAAAUCUUAAGUCACACAUGAGAAUUCACACUAGAGAGAAGCAUUAGUGUGUAAAGAGUUUCAGACGUAACCCUUGAUUCACACAUUGAAAGUACGUACAACUGUAAACUGUGUGGGAUCAUAGAAACCUGUGAUUAAUUCACUACUAUAAAGUGACAACUGGAGAUGUUUUUUUUUAAAUGGCUCCAGAAAAUAGGCGACUCUGUGAAAUGAAGGAAUCUAAAAAACUAGUAUGUCUUGCAAUGCAUUUGAUUCUAGCAUUACAUUUCCGCAACAAUUUCCAAGCAAUAUUUACUCCACUUAAAUUACUAUCCAAAACACAGCCAAUGUAAUUGACCGACGUUCUAAUUAACUAGUGUUCUAUUUGCUCUGACAUAACCAUCAACUUAGACCGCUAAAUCCUUUGCCUUACACAAUUUAUAAUUUGACCCAAAAAGAAUGGAUUCUGAUUUACAAGCUACGCAAUAUCACGUUCAUAAUCAAAGGCGAUUAAUCAGAACACGAUAUUGCGUAGCUUGUCAGUGAGCUACGGCUCUGUGUAUUAAAUACCGCUCCAU